Molecule: messenger RNA, 2108 nt
Organism: Panicum virgatum (switchgrass)
Lineage: Eukaryota; Viridiplantae; Streptophyta; Magnoliopsida; Poales; Poaceae
Product: transcription factor MYC2-like
Exons: 1
Coding region: 97-942 (281 amino acids)
Biological process (GO): regulation of DNA-templated transcription
Cellular component (GO): nucleus
Molecular function (GO): DNA-binding transcription factor activity; protein dimerization activity; transcription cis-regulatory region binding
Source: RefSeq, a predicted model, not a curated record
ACCAAAGGUGCAGAGCGCCUCUUUGUCCGUUUUCCACUUCAGUAGUUGAUCAGGUAGCUAGGCAGGCCGUGACCACCACCAGUGUGAGUGGGUGCAAUGGACGACCUCCUCUCCCCGUGCUCCUCCUUCUCCCCGCCCUCGCCGCCGUCCUUCUUCUCCCACGCCGGCCACCCGAUCAUCGAGUUCACCUCCUGCGAGGUCCCCGAGCAAUGGCUGCUCGGCGACGUCGUCGUGGCCAAGAACGAGGCCGGCUACGACGACGGGGACGACCUGUGGAGCUCCCUCUCGCCGGACUCCGAUCUCUCCGUGCAGCCGCCGCCGCCGUCUCAGCCGGCGCCGCCGCCGCAGCAGGAGCAGGAGCCGAGCGCCACGGUCCCGGCGGCGCAGCCCCCGGGGAAGCGGCGGGGCCGGAAGCCCGGCCCCCGCCCGGAGGGCCCCACCGUGAGCCACGUCGAGGCCGAGCGGCAGCGCCGGGAGAAGCUGAACCGCCGGUUCUGCGACCUCCGGGCCGCCGUGCCCACCGUGUCGCGCAUGGACAAGGCCUCCCUCCUCGCCGACGCCGCCGCCUACAUCGCGGAGCUCCGCGCCCGCGUCGCGCGGCUCGAGGCCGAGUCCAGGCGGGCCGCCGCCGCGAGGUGGGAGCCCGUCGCGGCCUCCUGCGGCCCCCCACGAGCGCCCGGGCACGGCGGCGAGGCGGUGGAGGUGAGGAUGCUUGGCCCCGACGCGGCCUCGGUGCGCGCGACGAGCGCGGCCCCGCACGCGGCCGCGCGGCUGAUGGGCGCGCUCCGCUCCCUGGAGCUGCACGUCCAGCACGCCUGCGUCACCCGCGUGCACGGCCUGACCGUGCAGGACGUCGUCGUCGACGUGCCCGCCCAGCUUCAGGACGACGACGGCCUCCGCGCCGCGCUGGUCCAGGUGCUGCAGGAGCAGGACAGCGGCUAGCCACAGCUCGAUCGACCGCGGAGCCCAUACCAUGCAUGGACCUCCUCCUUCCCCGUCCGUACCGUCACAUCGUCAGUUCUCGCAUCGCGUACGAGCAGCUCUAAAAUGGAGCGGAUCAAAGGUAGGUAAUGCUAAUGUUGAUUAAGAGGGUGCUGAAACAAAACAAGAUGGAAUAUCGAUCAUGGCUAAUCCGGAUUGCGUGGACGUCGUCUCUGCCUGUUCCAUGGAAUAAAAAGUGUUUGCUGCUCAUCAAGGGCUUGGAUCCAACAUCAUCUGACGAUCCUUCCAAAAAGUGGUGGUGCCGAAUAACGAUUGGCCAAGGUGUACGUACUUAUAUAUCAUAUGUGUUGCUUAAUUAUAUAUUACGGAUUUGCAUUGCCUAUAUGAAACCUGAGUGAUUUGUUGUCUUGAUGAGCUAUCCACACCUUAUUUUUCUUCACCCUCCUCUUUGACUCCGGUGAGGUUAUUGCACCCUUCUCUCUUCCAUUUGUGGCGAGAUCAAGCCUCUGAUGGGUGGAUUAGGGGAUUUAUUUGGUGUUUCAGGUGCUAUGUUUGAGUAUUGGGGAUCGGGAUUUGGAAGCUUUAGAGCAAAGAUUGUUGUGAAAGAUUAGGAAUUUGGGCCAUAUACUUCACCAAACAUUUCACUCUAAGAGCUACUCAUUGCCUAAUUUCUUCGGAGGCAGCUUUACUGCAUUUCUUCGGCCGGGCUGGACUUUGCUUUGUAUUCUUUUAUGGCUAAAGAAAUGACUUAUGAUAUACUUUCUAGUGUUUGUAGAACUAGUGGGUCUAUGGGAUACCUCACCUAAAGCAUCACGUUUUUACAUUUUAGGUGAGGUAUCCCAGGCGCUCCCGCUCCCCAACCUCGCCCCUCCUGCUCCCCAACCUCGCCACCGCCUGAGAGGGUUGCUGGAAGCCCGACGGCCGUGAGGAGCUCCUCGUCUUCCACACCCUUUUCCCCUCCCCCUUUCCCCUUCCUAUGGAUGUAGAUCGAGAUUUCGCGAGCGGCGGUGUAUGCGUCGAUUGCGGCGGCUGGUGGCCCUGUGCGGGGAUCCAGCGGCUGGCUGCGCGGUUCCCCGUUGUGGGGGCCUGGCGCCCGGCAGCCAGCGGCGCAGCUCCCUGUGCCUGUGCGGGGGCCUGGCAGCACAACACCUUGGGGCCGUCGAGGU